AUGUCGUUGGGCCAUCAAGCAUCGUAUUGCAUCAUUAUCAUGGACAGGACAGGACAAGAACAAGGCGAGAUAAGCUCUGUCGACAAAUUCUGUGAUAUGAUGCUAAUGCCUUGUAUAUAUGUCAUUGGUCAAGACAUGCUAUGCGGUAACCAUCAGGUCAUGGAGCUGUACCGUAACAUCAUCAAACAUGUCAUGGCAGAAUCACUAUUUGGUGUUAUUGAAUGUGACAUUACCGUGCCGAAUCAACUCUGGAAUGUCUUUGCCGAGAUGCCGCCAAUAUUCAACAAUGUGGGACUUGUGUUCAACGAUAUAUGCGCUGAACCACAAGAUUGGGUAAACCCAAACUACAAGUGUAACAAACUAAUUGGCAGUUUCUUUGGAAAUAAAGUGUUAUUCCAUACAGAGUUGCUAAAAUGUGUAGCUUGUACUGUAAAAUACAAGUGUAACACACUGUUCAAUGCAUUCAUGGAUCAUGUUUCGAAUGACAUGCGAGCUGGAGAUACCAAUCAAGCCUACACACUACAUGAGAAUGAUGUAAUUGAUUGA
This is a messenger RNA of Batrachochytrium dendrobatidis JAM81, 546 nucleotides long. RefSeq lists its product as uncharacterized. The transcript is spliced from 2 exons. Lineage: Eukaryota; Fungi; Chytridiomycota; Chytridiomycetes; Rhizophydiales. The coding region runs from base 1 to 546 and encodes 181 amino acids. The record is from RefSeq and is a predicted model, not a curated record.